CACUCUGUCACAGCCAGCAAGCUCAUCCCACGCACCAAGCAGAGCCAUGGCGUCCCGUGCUGCUCGGAGUGUUCCUGAGCUCGUUGCUGUCUCGCGUGCUAUCUUUGGCACUGUCGAGGGUAAUGGCCUCCGCUCGGGUCGCAAGGUGCUGCGUAAGGCCCUGGUGGCUGACAAGAUGCUGAACUACUACAUGCCCAUUCUCUCCCAUGCCUUCCCGGGCUACAUGGACGAGAUCCGCAGCAGACGCAAGGCAAAGGCGGCUGAGCUGUCCCGCUCCGGCCGCGGAGCACCCAAGAAGGGUGCCGGCAAGCGCAAGGGCGGCAAGAAGAAGUAGUAACAUCAAAUCAAUCAUC
Molecule: messenger RNA, 353 nt
Organism: Thecamonas trahens ATCC 50062
Lineage: Eukaryota; Apusomonadida; Apusomonadidae
Exons: 2
Coding region: 47-334 (95 amino acids)
Cellular component (GO): mitochondrion
Source: RefSeq, a predicted model, not a curated record